AUGACAGAAAUGGAAAACAUGGGGUUUUCUCGAAAGUUAUCUGAGAAGGAAGUUAAGGAACACAAACAACCAGUCCAUUACAUCUCCCACCAUGCAGUUCUAAGACCUGACAGUACAAGCACCCCGGUUCGCAUCGUGUUCAACUCGUCCGCUACGUUCCGAGGACAUAAGCUGAACGAUUAUUGGCAAAAGGGGCCUGAUCUUCUGAACUCUCUAUUCGGAGUUAUUCUCCGUUUUAGGGAAAAUAAAGUUGCCCUCACUGCUGACAUCUCAAAGAUGUACCACCGAGUCCUUAUCCCUGUCGAAGACCAGCAGGUACACCGAUUCCUAUGGAGGAAUUUAGAGAUUGAUAGACCUCCAGACACUUUCGUUAUGAACGUACUUACGUUCGGUGACAAACCUGCACCAGCGAUGGCUCAAGUUGCCUUGCGGAAAACUGCAGAUGAAGGAGCAUCAGAGAACCCGAGAGCAGCAAAAGUUAUAAAGGACAAUUCUUACAUGGACGAUAUUCUGGAUUCAGUUGCUACAAAUGAAGAAGCAAUCGGGUUGACUAAAGCAAUCGACAGCAUCCUUGAUAAUGGCGGGUUUCAUGUGAAGGGAUGGCAAUCAAACGGAGAGUUGAACAGGAAAGACGAGCAAGAAGAUGGUAAUGAAGUUGAUGUUCCUCAUGGAAAACAAGAGUCAAAAGUGCUCGGCCUGGCCUGGAACAAGAAAGAGGAUGUGCUUAAGUAUAAAGUAAAAGUAGAAAUAUGCCACACCCAACAGCCAAAGUUCACAAAGAGGAAGAUCCUAAGCCAAGUCGCUAGAAUAUAUGACCCAAUAGGCUUUGCAGCACCUUACCUUAUAAGGGCAAAGAUUGGUUUGCAGGAACUGUGGCAGCAAGGACUCGACUGGGACCAUGAACUAUCGCAAAGUGAUCAAACAAAAUGGUUGACGUACUUUAAAGAGAUGGAUCAGUUAAACGAAAUAUCGUUGGAAAGAUGUCUAUGUCCCGUUGUAAUGAUUGAGCCACCGAUCUUAUGUGCCUUUGCCGACGCAUCGCGAGAAGCAUUUGGAACAUGUGCAUAUUUGAGAAGUAUAGGACCUAAUGGAGUGGUGAACGUACGGUUUGUUGCAGCAAAGUCACGAGUCGCCCCAUUGAAAGAGCUAACAAUACCCAGAUUAGAACUACAAGCAGCCGUGUUAGCCAGCCGUUUAUGCAAGACCAUCCAAAAUGAACUCCGUAUACCACUAAAAGAGAGUGUCUUGUUUACCGACAGCGCAAUUGUUCUUGCGUGGAUCCGCAGCCAGGAAGACGACUCAAACCAUUUGUUUCAAGUCGAGUAG
Molecule: messenger RNA, 1326 nt
Organism: Xenia sp. Carnegie-2017
Lineage: Eukaryota; Metazoa; Cnidaria; Anthozoa; Malacalcyonacea; Xeniidae
Exons: 1
Coding region: 1-1326 (441 amino acids)
Source: RefSeq, a predicted model, not a curated record